Molecule: messenger RNA, 495 nt
Organism: Racocetra persica
Lineage: Eukaryota; Fungi; Glomeromycota; Glomeromycetes; Diversisporales; Gigasporaceae
Source: the annotation of a GenBank genome assembly
CAAUCAUCAUUAUUGACUGUUCAUUCGGGUCAACAAGAUAAACCUAAAAUCGUGGGAGCUCCAAGAGUACAUCAAAAACUUACUGCAUCUUUGGCUAUGGCAGAGAGAAGAUUUUGGAAUUCUAUCUGGCCUAGUAUGAAAAAACAAUUAACAGGAAGCGUUAUUGAGAGAGACGUUCAAUCAAAUGGUAUAGCAUAUUGGGAGAUGUUUAUGGACCUAAUAACAUUUUUAUGCUUAUGUGGGUCUGAUAUUAUAAUGUUGUAUUCUCAAGAAUGGUACAUACUGUUGGAUAACCUUGAAACUGAGCAUGAAUCACCUACCACGGCGCAAUUUUACCAAAAAGUCAAACAAGUCAAAGCAAUGUUUGAUGAUCCACCAUUAAUGAUGCAGGAAGAUACUUUAUCGCAACAAUUGUUCUUAGAAGUGAGAGAAUCUAUGAGGUUGUAUUGUGAAAUUAAUACUGCUGGUAACGUAAAAUUAUUCGGUUACUAUUAG